GAGCCGGGGCGGGGCUAGGCGGGCUGCCGGGGGCCUGACUAGGUAGGAGGCAGUGAAGCGCCGGCGGCGGCCUGAGGUAACCGUAGCCAGUGGCGGAAGUAGUUGAAGCGGGCAGAGCGGGCGGGCGGCAAGGCAAGGCUAGAACUGCGCAAGGCCCUACACGGCCUCCUCAGCAUGUCGGACUUCGAAGAGUUCGAGCGGCAGCUUAACGAGAAUAAACAAGAGCGGGACAAAGAGAACCGCCACAGGAAGCGCAGCCACAGCCGCCCUCGAAGCCGGGACCGCAAGCGUCGGAGCCGGAGCCGGCACCGGCGCAACCGGGACCAGCGGAGCUCCUCCCGAGACAGGCGGCGACGAAGCAAACCUUUGACCAGAGGCGCUAAAGAGGAGCACGGUGGGUUGAUUCGUUCCCCCCGCCAUGAAAAGAAGAAAAAGGUCCGUAAAUACUGGGACGUGCCGCCCCCUGGCUUUGAGCACAUCACUCCAAUGCAGUACAAGGCCAUGCAAGCUGCAGGUCAGAUUCCAGCCACUGCCCUUCUCCCCACCAUGACCCCUGAUGGUCUUGCUGUGACUCCCACGCCGGUACCUGUGGUGGGGAGCCAGAUGACCAGACAGGCCCGUCGCCUUUAUGUGGGCAAUAUCCCCUUUGGCAUCACUGAGGAGACCAUGAUGGAGUUCUUCAACACCCAGAUGCGCCUGGGGGGGCUGACCCAAGCCCUUGGCAACCCUGUCUUGGCUGUGCAGAUUAACCAAGACAAGAAUUUUGCCUUUUUGGAGUUUCGUUCAGUGGACGAGACUACCCAAGCCAUGGCCUUCGAUGGCAUCAUCUUCCAAGGCCAGUCACUGAAGAUCCGCAGGCCUCAUGACUACCAGCCGCUGCCUGGCAUGUCAGAGAAUCCCUCUGUCUAUGUGCCUGGAGUUGUGUCCACUGUGGUCCCUGACUCUGCCCACAAGCUGUUCAUUGGGGGCUUACCCAAUUAUCUGAAUGAUGACCAGGUGAAAGAACUGCUGACAUCAUUUGGGCCUCUUAAGGCCUUCAACCUGGUCAAGGACAGUGCCACGGGGCUCUCCAAGGGCUACUCCUUCUGUGAGUACGUGGACAUCAAUGUCACGGAUCAGGCCAUCGCAGGGCUGAAUGGGAUGCAGCUGGGGGAUAAGAAGCUGCUUGUCCAGAGGGCAAGUGUGGGAGCCAAGAAUGCCACACUGAGCACCAUCAAUCAGACGCCUGUGACCCUACAAGUGCCGGGCCUGAUGAGCUCCCAGGUACAGAUGGGCGGCCACCCGACUGAGGUCCUGUGCCUCAUGAAUAUGGUGUUGCCCGAGGAGCUGCUGGAUGACGAGGAGUAUGAGGAGAUUGUGGAAGAUGUGCGGGAUGAGUGCAGCAAGUACGGGCUUGUCAAGUCUAUCGAGAUCCCCCGGCCUGUGGAUGGUGUCGAGGUGCCCGGCUGCGGAAAGAUCUUUGUGGAGUUCACCUCUGUGUUUGACUGCCAGAAAGCCAUGCAGGGCCUGACAGGCCGCAAGUUUGCCAACAGAGUGGUUGUCACAAAAUACUGUGACCCCGACUCUUACCACCGCCGGGAUUUCUGGUAGAGGUGGGCAGGGGAGGGUGGGGGCAGGGCUGGCUGGGGGCUUCUUCCUCCUCCUGAUCCCUUUUUUCCCUCUGAAGAUGAUGGGCAGAGGAGUGACAGUUGAAUGACAGCUGGCAGUAACUGGAAUGGCAGCAAUUAAGGGUGGGGAGGUGGGGGGGUGUCAGAUAUUAGGGCAGGGAGGGGACUGGGAAGUGUGCACACAGGCCCACUCAGACACACUCACCCACACAGACACAGAGGGAAGGGGUUGGGAUGGGGAUGGGUACACAGCAGUGUGGGUAGGACCCUCAUAGCCCCUCCCCAAACAGCCUCUCCUCCCUUGGAUCCUCCUCCUCUUCCCCAUGGUAGAAGUACGUUUAUAUUUUAUGGCCAAACUAUUUUGAAUUUUGUUGUCUGGCCCUCAGCACCCAGCCCUCCCUUUUACCAGGACCACAGCUCCAUUCCUCUAACCUCUGGUCCUCUCUGACCCCCUGGUUUCUUACAUAGUUGACAAUCUCCUCUUAAGUCUCCCGGACCUGUGCCCAGCCCCAUGGCCCCUGUCCCUGUCCUCCUCUCUGUGGCAGUUUCAUAUUUGCUAAGAUGAAUUUGCUCAUUAAACAUUUUGUUGUAUUUU
This is a messenger RNA of Nycticebus coucang (slow loris), 2202 nucleotides long. RefSeq names its product splicing factor U2AF 65 kDa subunit-like. Gene Ontology annotation, biological process: mRNA processing. Gene Ontology annotation, molecular function: pre-mRNA 3'-splice site binding; poly-pyrimidine tract binding. NCBI's taxonomy places the organism in Eukaryota, Metazoa, Chordata, Mammalia, Primates, Lorisidae. Gene Ontology annotation, cellular component: commitment complex; nuclear speck; U2AF complex. The transcript has a single exon. Bases 175 to 1590 code for a protein of 471 amino acids. The record is from RefSeq and is a predicted model, not a curated record.